This is a messenger RNA of Salvia hispanica, 1100 nucleotides long. RefSeq names its product ras-related protein RABA1f-like. Gene Ontology annotation, molecular function: GTP binding; GTPase activity. The record is from RefSeq and is a predicted model, not a curated record. Lineage: Eukaryota; Viridiplantae; Streptophyta; Magnoliopsida; Lamiales; Lamiaceae.
AAAGCAGCUAUAAUAACAGUAUGAAUAGAUCUCCCUCUUCUCUCGGCGAUUCCUCUCUUCUCUCUCUAAAUCCCUUCUCCUGUGUAUACAUUACAAGCAUUCAUGGGCGCCUACCGAGCAGAAGACGACUACGAUUACUUGUUCAAGGUGGUGCUCAUCGGCGAUUCUGGCGUCGGCAAAUCCAACCUGCUCUCCAGAUUCACUCGUAACGAGUUCAGCUUGGAGUCCAAGUCCACGAUCGGAGUCGAGUUCGCCACUCGGAGCAUCCACGUCGACGAGAAGGUCAUCAAGGCUCAGAUUUGGGACACUGCUGGCCAGGAACGAUAUCGUGCAAUCACAAGUGCUUACUACCGUGGAGCUGUUGGUGCCUUGUUGGUCUAUGAUGUAACACGUCAUGUUACAUUUGAAAAUGUAGAGAGAUGGUUGAAGGAGCUGAGGGAUCACACAGACUCAAAUAUCGUGAUAAUGCUGGUGGGGAACAAGGCUGACUUGCGCCACCUACGCGCUGUUUCCACAGAGGACGCCACAGCUUUUGCUGAAAAGGAGAAGACAUUCUUCAUGGAAACUUCAGCCCUGGAAUCACUGAACGUGGAAAGCGCCUUCACAGAAGUGCUCACACAGAUCCAUGGUGUAGUCAGCAGGAAAGCUCUAGAAAGUGGCGAUGAUCCAGCCCCUAUAUCUAAAGGGCAGACCAUUAAUGUUGGAUCAAAGGAUGACGUUUCAGCAGUAAAGAAAGGUGGUUGCUGCUCCGGUUGAGUAUACCAAGGAGUUUAUGGCCGUUCCAUAUUUUACUCUAGCGAGAUUACGAUUUCAAUCUACACACGGGUGACCUGGGACUACUAGGCUGCCACUCGUUGUUGAUGUGCACACCACAUUUGUCCGGAUUUAGUAGACACUGUGGAGCAAAGAUUCAUUCGUAGUCACUUCCUCGUGUUCGUUUUUAUCAUUCGGCCCCUUGAAUUCGUAUUAUAAUAGUAUUGUGAGACUCUUAUAGAUUCUUUACUUACGUAUAUUUGAGUGCUCUAGGUUUGAAUUUAGACAUGUAUUCGGAAGUGAACCCCAUUCUUGUACUCUAAUUUUGAAGUGUGAUUUUAUUUCAA